Molecule: messenger RNA, 1257 nt
Organism: Macrosteles quadrilineatus (aster leafhopper)
Lineage: Eukaryota; Metazoa; Arthropoda; Insecta; Hemiptera; Cicadellidae
Product: invertebrate-type lysozyme 3-like
Exons: 4
Coding region: 41-538 (165 amino acids)
Molecular function (GO): lysozyme activity
Source: RefSeq, a predicted model, not a curated record
CGCACACUAGUAUAGCCAGCUCAGUACUCCGUCCACCACCAUGGCGUCAACACACUGGUGUAUCUGUGUGUUAGUGUGUGUCGUUGUCAGUGUGUCAGCACUACUGUUGGAACAGCCAGAUGCUCGUAACGUGUUCCUGCCAGACUUCACAGAAGACUGUGUGGCUUGUAUUUGCGAUGCCUCGUCUGCAUGUAACCUGACCAUAGGCUGCUUCGCUGGUCUAUGCGGCCCCUUCCUCAUCGGCCGUCAGUACUGGCUUGACGCCGGUGCCCCAGUCCUACCCGGCGCCACAUGGCAGUCCAAGAAUGCAUACGAGUCUUGUACAAUGGACCCCAACUGUGCAACAAGCACCAUCUUCAACUAUAUGACUCGUUUUGCACGGGACUGCAACGGUGAUGGCCAAAUAUCGUGUGACGACUACGCAAGAAUCCAUUACCUCGGGGGCAACCAAUGCUCUGUGCCGAUCAAGAACUACGCUUACUACAGAAUAUUCCAACAAUGCAACAACAGGCAGCCUCCACAAGCUCCUCCUCUGUAAACUACUGGACAGUCAGUCAGUGCCGAGUCCAACGAUUCAGUGAAAAAUCAUCUUCUGUAGACAAUUUACUUCAUUGAUCACUAUUAAAUAAUAAGUUAGUGGAUGUAAAAGCUAAGAUGAUCAUAUUGUAAAUAAAUUUUAUUUAAAUACUUGGUACUCCGCAGCUUAUUAUACUAUAACUGAAUUACUAUAAGCUAGUUUGAUUUGUUUAUAAAAUAAAUAUUUUAGGUGGUUAAGGGACUACCAGGAAUCUGCAGUUUGAAGUGCUCAAAGUUUCGCACAUACGAUCAUUUUCACAACAUUACAGAGUUAAAAAUAAUUUAGGAAGAAGUUUGUGAAUCACUACCUCUGCUUUCUUUUAAACAACAACAGUACAGACACAUUCAAUUCAGUUGGUGAAACGAUAAAAACCAUACUGAAGAUUAAGUUGUUAAAGGGGGAAAAUUUUUCAAUGCAAAAAAUGUUACUUUUCGCUGUAAAUAAAAUAGACAGUUUUUUUUUUAUUAUGUGAAUGUAAUGUUUUAUAGAAUGAACAAAAUAUCUGAAUUCAAAGUAGGCCUAGUUGAGUGAAAAAUCUAAUUUUUUUUCUCUAUUAAAUCAGAUGAAAUUAAAUUAUUUGAAGUUUUCAACCUCUUUAUUUUCUUACUUGAUACUUCAGUUUUGUUAUGUAGGAAGUUAAAAUUUACCAGGAGCCUUAGUUAUAAACUACCCUAGUUGUA